UUCAGACCUGUGGCCAUGUCGAGCUCACCGGAUACAGAGGAUGAGGACAGUUGCAGCUGCUCGGCUGCUAACGUCUGCCCUCUUGUUUCUGCAGCCUUUGAGUUUGGCUCCUUGCUGCAGAUUAACGAGGAGGCCGCGCUGACGGCGGCCCUCAACGACUACCUGACCUCACGCAGCUACCUGGCGGGCUUCGGCCCCUCCCAGGCCGACCUGAGAGCCUUUAGGCUCCUCCCCCAACCCCCCGCCCCGCAGCACGUCCACGCUCUGCGCUGGUACAGACACAUUUCCGCCCUGCAGCAGGACCUGAGCGCAGACGGCAGCAUGAAGGGGAAGCGGGUCCAGCCUCCAUGGUCGCCUCCGGCGGGAACAGAAGUUCCUCAGCUGCGGCUCUACAACAGCCUGACCAGAACCAAGGAGCCGUUUGUUCCCCAGAAGGGCAACAAGGUGACGUGGUACAGCUGCGGCCCCACCGUUUACGACGCCUCACACAUGGGACAUGCCAGGUCCUACAUCUCCUUCGACAUCCUGCGGCGGAUCCUGAGGGAUUACUUCAAGUACGACGUCCUCUACUGCAUGAACAUCACAGACAUCGACGACAAGAUCAUCAAACGGGCCCGGCAGAACUUCCUCCUGGAGCGGUACAGAGAGAAGCGACCGCAGGCAGCUCAGAUCCUGCAGGAUGUCCUGAACGCACGAGUGCUGUUCCGGGAGCAGCUGGCCUCCACCACGGACCCGGAUAAGAAGCAGAUGUUGGAGCGUCUGGACGCCGCCAUCGCCGGCGCCCUGCAGCCCCUGCAGGGGGCGAUGGAGAGCAACGCAGCGGCUGACGUGCUGCAGCCUCUGACUGAGGUUUUGCUGGAGAACUCGAAGGACUUGCUGUCCGACUGGCUGGACAGGCAGUUUGGAAGCGAAGUCACAGAGAACUCCAUCUUCUCCGUCCUGCCGAAGUUCUGGGAGGGGGAGUUCCACAGAGACAUGGAGGCCCUGAACGUUCUGCCUGCCGACGUUCUGACCCGAGUCAGUGAGUACGUGCCGGAGAUCGUGGAGUUUGUGAGGAAAAUCGUCUCCAAUGGUUACGGGUACGAGUCCAACGGGUCCGUCUACUUCGACACCCAGAGGUUUGAUUCCAGUCCGCAACAUUCGUACGCCAAGCUGGUGCCAGAGGCGGUGGGAGACCAGAAGGCGCUGCAGGAGGGAGAAGGCGAUCUGAGCAUCUCAGCAGACAGACUGAGUGAGAAGAAAUCCCAGAACGACUUCGCUCUGUGGAAAACCUCGAAGCUCGGCGAGCCGUCCUGGGACUCUCCGUGGGGGAAGGGUCGGCCCGGGUGGCACAUCGAGUGUUCGGCCAUGGCCGGCUCCAUCCUGGGAGAGUCCAUGGACAUCCACGGAGGAGGCUUCGACCUGCGCUUCCCCCAUCAUGACAACGAGCUGGCCCAGUCCGAGGCGUUCUUCCAGAACGACUGUUGGGUCCGUUACUUCCUGCACACCGGCCACCUGACCAUCGCCGGCUGCAAGAUGUCCAAGUCUCUGAAAAACUUCAUCACCAUAAAGGACGCCCUGGCGAAGAACACAGCGCGCCAGCUGCGCCUGGCCUUUCUCAUGCAUUCCUGGAAAGACACGCUGGAUUACUCGGCCAACACCAUGGAGUCGGCCGUCCAGUACGAGAAGUUCAUGAACGAGUUCUUCCUGAACGUCAAAGACAUCCUGCGGGCGCCGAGCGAUCUCACCGGACGCUUCGAGAAGUGGGAGGCGGAGGAGGCGGAGCUUAACAGCAGUUUCUACGACAGGAAGUGGGCCGUUCACCUGGCGCUGUGUGACAACAUGGACACCCGCAGCGCCAUGGAGGAGAUGAGGCUUCUGGUCGGCCUUAGCAACAGCUACAUCGCCAGCAGGAAGAGCGCCAAGCUGAGGCCCAACCGCCUGCUGCUGGAGAGCAUCGCCUCCUACCUCACCGCCAUGAUGAAGAUAUUCGGAGCCAUCGAAGGAUCCGAUCCCAUCGGUUUUCCAGUCGGAGGACAAGCUGUGGAUCUGGAGAGCACGGUGAUGCCCUACCUGGCGGUUCUGUCCGACUUCAGAGAGGACGUCCGGAAAAUCGCCCGGGAGCAGAAAGUGACGGCGCUGCUGCGGCUCUGCGACGCCGUCCGGGACGACACGCUGCCGGAGCUGGGCGUCCGGCUGGAGGACCACGAAGGUCAGCCCACCGUGGUGAAGCUGGUGGACAAGGAGACUUUACUGAGGGAGAGAGAGGAGAAGAAGAAGAUGGAGGAGGAGAAGAAGCGGAAGAAGGAGGAAGCUGCCAGGAAGAAGCAGGAGCAGGAGAUGGCGAAACUCGCCAAGAUGAAAGUCCCUCCGUGUGAGAUGUUUCGCUCAGAAACAGACAAAUAUUCCAGGUUUGACGAGACGGGUUUUCCCACUCAUGACGCUGAGGGAAAGGAGCUGAGCAAAGGCCAAGCCAAGAAGCUGCGGAAGCUGUUUGAGGCUCAGGAAAAGCUCCACAGCGAGUAUCUGCAGAUGAACCAGAACGGGAACUAGAGUCCACUUCCAUCUAACGCAGCUUCAGCAGGGACUCGGAAAACAACGGACUCGGUUUUAUUCUCCUCAGAUCAGAUCCAGAAAUGUGUAAAUGUGUGAAGGAGGAACGUUUUCACUUCUCACUGCCACUGCCGCUUCGUUUCCAGACUGGGAUCAAACUCAUGAACUUCAUCUGUUUCCAUCAUGCAUUCCGAUCAGCCAUUCAUUCAUUCAUUCAUUCAUUCAUUCAUUCAUUCAUUCAUUCAUCCGGCUGCAAACAGAUUCAAACAAACUGCGACGCCGAGUUUCCAACAGACGAGGAAACUGGAAUCAGGAAAACCUGAGAAGCUGCAGCCAAACCUUGUUCAGAUGUAAAGGAACUGGUGGCAAAAUGUUAAUUUGUGCUGCUUUUGCUUUGAAUAUAUUAAUAAAAGUUUAAAGGUCAAAAGGUCAACCAGCUCCCCCCCCCCCCCCCCCCCCCACAUUACUCAAAUCAAACUAAAUUGGUGUCAAUGUUAUGCUUGAGCUGGUUUGUGUCGCUAUCAUUUAAAAGAUAUUAAUAAAUGUUUCCAGAGGUCAUCAGAGGUCAACCAGGGACCGCCCACAUUUCCAAAACUAAACAAAUUUGGUGUCAGUCAAAUCCGUUACUAUUUUUGCUGGUUUGUGUCGUAAAAUUAUUUUUGUUUUUGCCACCAUCAUUUUAAAAAUAUAAAUAAAUGUUUCCAGAGGUCAUGAAAGGUCAACCAGCUCCUCCACUUUCCUCAAAUAGAAUAAAAAUUGGUGUCAAACAUUUGCAUUGUAUUUUUAUUAAUAUAUUUAAAAGGAUAGCGUCACAAAUGUUUGACAACAAUCUUGAUAGAUUUGGGUAAUGUGGGCGGGGCUUGUUGACCUUUUGACCUUUAAACUUUCUUUGAAAUCUUUAAAGCCAAAGCAGCAUAAAUGUAGUGGCGUUGAUUGACAGCAGGUUUGACUGAUUUGAGGAAAGGGGGGGCUCGGCUCGUUGACCUUUCAUGACCUCUGGAAACAUUUAUUAAUGUAUUUAAAAAGAUAGCAGUACAAACGUUUGACGCCAAUUUCAGUGGAUUUGAAAAAGGUGGAGGGAGAAAACUCACUCAGGUUAGUAUUUGUUGUCAGAAAAGCUUCCAAGUUUUCAUGUUAGUUCUGGAAAAACGUUCCUGGGAUAAAAGCGUCCUGAUGGGAGUAAGAUGGAUAAUAACAGCUUUCCACAAGUCCAGGUCCGUUUUUCUCCAGUCCCGGUGUUGUCUCUGUGAAAACGGAUUGAGUUUGUAUUUGUUGUGGUUCUGCUGAUAAAUCCCAGGAUGUUCCGAACGCAGGAGCUGCAGGAUCCUGGGAACAUCAGCAGGUCUGACAGGACGAGCUGAGCUGUUUUAGUCAACCAUCCAUCCAUUACUGCUAGUAUUUUCUACUGAUUUAUUAGAAACUCGAGGUUCUGUGAAGGCGCCGCUGCAGGUUGUGAAGAAGACGCUCUAAUAAAAACAGUCGGAGACACAGAGGGUGUCUUUAUUUCAGACAA
Xiphophorus couchianus (Monterrey platyfish) is the source of this 4045-nucleotide messenger RNA. RefSeq names its product cysteinyl-tRNA synthetase 1 (gene cars1). The record is from RefSeq and is a predicted model, not a curated record. Gene Ontology annotation, molecular function: ATP binding; cysteine-tRNA ligase activity. Gene Ontology annotation, biological process: cysteinyl-tRNA aminoacylation. The coding region runs from base 16 to 2532 and encodes 838 amino acids. Lineage: Eukaryota; Metazoa; Chordata; Actinopteri; Cyprinodontiformes; Poeciliidae. The transcript has 23 exons. Gene Ontology annotation, cellular component: cytoplasm.